CUUAUUGCAUUUUACAUGAUGGCAGACACGUGUGAUAUGUGAUCCAUGAGAAGAGAGCUAGUGUUAGGCCUAAAAUUGAUUGGAUGGGAGCACUACAUUGGCCCUCUCCCAUGUGCGAAUCCUAGACCUGUGAUAAUAUUCAUUCCUUAACACGCUUCACUGGCUCACACGCGUGCUAACUCUUCCCUCCUUCACAUGCUCGCACGUUUUACAAUCUAUCAAUCUUUUCUCUCUCCUAUCGCCGGAAAAUUUGCCGGAACUCCCCAAAAUUCUGUCGGAAAUCCUCUUUGUAGCAUCUCCCUAAGGUUUUUUGCACCAUUCAUUUCAUGAUACGGGUCCGUCUUUCUGGAUGAUAUCUGGGAUGGGGCGAGAGGGUAGCCUUACGCGCCUACAUAAAAAUUAGGGAGCUUGUCUACUUUUUGUAUGAAAUCCUAGAAAGGAGCCUGUUAAAUGUUCUUCACUCUACAAUCUCAAUUGACCUCGUUGAAGAUGGCGCCCUAUGUAUAUUUGUAGGAUGCAAAAAAAGUUGAGACUUUUUGUUAUUGCAGCUUCUGGCCGGUGUAUUGCUAAUAUUUCCGGCAUAUCUUGCAAGUGUAGUGUGAGGAAAAGGCGUCAUUUGUUGAUAUAGAAGGUUUUCUCGUCUAAGUAUUAAUGGAAAAGAAGACAAUAUUGAAUUCUUUGUAGUAUUUUGAUUUGAAAAAGAAGAUGAAUAUGGAAACAGGGAUUCAGAAAUUGAUUGGAACUAGUGAAGAUGAUGAGGAAGAGAUGGGUAUGGAUGCAAAGGAAGAAGAUGAUGAUGAAGAAGGUAAAAAUUUGGCUGCAUCCAUGAUGGUCAAUAUGAAUGAAGGAAUUGCUAUAAGCAGCAAUAACAAUCAGUUUCAUUAUCAAUUACAAAUCCAAGAGCAAACUAAUCAGGGAGGAGUUUCUAAAAGGUCGAGGCCAUUAGAAGAGAAGGAGAGAACAAAGUUGCGGGAACGUCAUCGGAGAGCCAUUACUGCAAGGAUCUUAGCUGGGCUUCGGCGCCAUGGGAAUUACAAUCUUAGGGUCAGAGCUGAUAUAAAUGAUGUUAUUGCAGCUCUGGCUAGAGAAGCUGGGUGGGUUGUGCUUCCAGAUGGUACUACAUUUCCUUCGCGGUCUCAGGGUUCAAGGCCUUCUGGUGAUCCAUUGAUACCAGCUGCCAUGCCUACUCAACAAAUGUUGCCCCAAGGCCCCCAACAGAAUCAGUCUGCCUCCUUCAAAGGUGUGAGCACCGGCUAUCAUAGCUCUGUGGAAUAUAACAGUGUUCCAGAAAAAGGUGUUUUCAUGUCAACUACAUCUCCUUAUGAUGUAUCUUCUAGUUCACUUUCCCAUGCGUCCUCCGUAGUUGGUAGUAGAGCAGAAGGAACAGACAACUAUCCUCUUACCAGUAGCUCCGUUGAUACCAUGGGUAACAAGCAGGUGAUUGAUCCCUCAUCAAGGCUCCAAGAGCAUGACUUUGCUGGAACUCCAUACAUUCCAGUCUAUGUAAUGUUAUCAUUGGGUGUCAUAAAUAUGAAAUGUGAGCUUACUGACCCUGAUGGCCUGCUUAAGCAGCUGAGGAUUUUGAAAUCAAUUAAUGUUGAUGGUGUUAUGGUUGACUGUUGGUGGGGGAUAGUGGAAGCUCAUGUACCACAAGAAUAUAAUUGGAAUGGCUACAAGAGACUGUUCCAAAUUGUAAGAGAUGUCAAACUAAAAUUGCAGGUUGUGAUGUCAUUUCAUGAGUGUGGAGGCAAUUUUCGCGAUGAUGUUUGUAUUCCUUUGCCCCUAUGGGUGGCGGAGAUUGGUCGUAGUAACCCCAACAUAUAUUUCACCGAUAAGGAGGGACGACGAAAUCCUGAAUGCCUUUCAUGGGGAAUCGAUAAGGAGCGAGUGCUAAAAGGACGAACAGCUUUAGAGGUCUAUUUUGAUUUCAUGCGAAGCUUCCGGAUAGAGUUUGAUGAGUUCUUUGAAGAUGGUAUCAUCUCCAUGAUUGAAGUUGGACUAGGUCCAUGUGGUGAAUUGAGAUACCCCUCUUUCCCCGUUAAGCAUGGUUGGAGAUACCCUGGCAUUGGGGAGUUUCAGUGUUAUGAUCAGUAUAUGUUGAAAAGCUUGCGGAAGGCAGCUGAAGCCAGAGGACAUGCAUUUUGGGCUAAAGGGCCAGCCAAUGCAGGUUUCUACAAUUCGCGGCCCCAGGAGACUGGAUUUUUUUGUGAUGGAGGUGAAUACGAUGGCUAUCACGGCAGGUUUUUCCUUAACUGGUAUUCUCAGGUCUUAGUUGAACAUGGUGAUCGGAUACUUUCUCUGGCCAAGCUAGCUUUUGACGGAACUUGCAUUGCUGCAAAGAUAUCAGGGGUACAUUGGUGGUACAAGACUGCCAGUCAUGCAGCUGAAUUAACUGCAGGUUUCUAUAACUCAUGCAAUCGUGAUGGUUAUGCAGCAGUGAUGUCCAUGUUAAAGAAGCAUAGAGCUGCUUUGAGUUUCACGACUGCAGAAGCGGCCAUGUUAGAUCAGUCCGAGGAUUCCUCUGAAGCACUAGCAGAUCCUGAAGGCUUGGCUUGGCAAGUACUGAAUUCUGUAUGGGAUGUUUGCAUUCCAGUUGCCAGUGAAAACUCUGUUCCUUGCCACAGUAGAGAAGUUUAUAACAAAAUACUAGAGAAUGCAAAGCCCGUUAGUGAUCCUGAUGGACGACAUAUGCUUUCAUUCAAAUACAAUCGGCUUAGCUUCAAACUCAUGGAAAGACAAAGUCUUAUGGAAUUUGAAAGAUUUAUCAAAAGAAUGCAUGGCGAAGCAGUUCUUGACCCACAGAUAUAAUUGAAGAUUAAAUUAUCCAUUUCUCCUGCAGAUCUGACAAUGGCAUGCAGUUUUUAGUAUGGUUUUACAAAUUGGAUCUUGAAUCCCCUCGGUGUAUAUUCUUAUUGUACAUGAUUUGAUUAGGGGAUAAGCUGUUCUAAUUUGUUCUUGGGGCUUUGGCCUUUGCGGCUUGAUAACCAAAAUUUUACGUCCAAUUUAAUAUAUUGGUGUCAAGUUGUACUUCAUAUUUUAAAUUUAUGCAUGCCUUUUUCUCAUGAAAACAUUAAUGUUCAAUGUUUGAAUGGUAAAAUGUUAAUCAAGCCACGUCA
Amaranthus tricolor (Joseph's coat) is the source of this 3116-nucleotide messenger RNA. Its product is annotated as beta-amylase 7. Gene Ontology annotation, molecular function: beta-amylase activity. Gene Ontology annotation, biological process: polysaccharide catabolic process. Bases 706 to 2808 code for a protein of 700 amino acids. The record is from RefSeq and is a predicted model, not a curated record. The transcript has 12 exons. NCBI's taxonomy places the organism in Eukaryota, Viridiplantae, Streptophyta, Magnoliopsida, Caryophyllales, Amaranthaceae.